AUGUAUUCAAUUGUUAAAGAGAUUAUUGUAGAUCCUUACAAAAGACUAAAAUGGGGUUUUAUUCCAGUAAAGCGGCAGGUGGAAGACCUGCCAGAUGACUUAAAUUCAACAGAAAUUGUCACUAUCUCCAACAGUAUCCAGAGUCAUGAAACAGCUGAAAAUUUCAUCACGACUACAAGUGAAAAAGAUCAACUACAUUUUGAGACUAGUAGCUAUAGUGAACAUAAAGACAAUGUGAACGUUACUAGAAGUUAUGAAUAUAGAGAUGAAGCCGAUAGGCCAUGGUGGAGAUUUUUCGAUGAACAAGAGUAUCGGAUCAAUGAAAAGGAAAGAUCUCACAAUAAAUGGUAUAGUUGGUUCAAACAGGGUACCUCUUUCAAAGAAAAAAAAUUAUUAAUUAAAUUGGAUGUCCUUUUAGCCUUUUAUUCUUGUAUUGCUUAUUGGGUGAAAUAUCUGGAUACGGUUAAUAUAAACAACGCUUACGUUUCGGGAAUGAAGGAAGAUUUAGGCUUUCAAGGUAAUGAUUUGGUGCAUACUCAAGUAAUGUACACAGUUGGUAAUAUUAUAUUUCAAUUGCCAUUUUUGAUUUACCUGAACAAGCUCCCAUUAAACUAUGUUUUACCAAGCCUCGACUUAUGUUGGUCGCUUUUAACCGUUGGUGCUGCAUAUGUCAAUUCUGUACCACACUUGAAAGCAAUUAGGUUUUUCAUUGGGGCUUUUGAAGCGCCAAGUUAUUUGGCAUACCAAUAUUUGUUUGGUUCCUUUUACAAACAUGAUGAAAUGGUGCGUCGUUCUGCUUUUUACUAUUUGGGCCAGUAUAUCGGUAUUCUAUCCGCUGGUGGGAUCCAGUCAGCCGUAUAUUCAUCGUUAAAUGGUGUAAAUGGUUUAGAGGGAUGGAGAUGGAACUUUAUUAUUGACGCUAUUGUGUCUGUCGUAGUGGGCCUUAUUGGAUUUUACUCCCUGCCAGGUGACCCAUACAACUGUUAUUCUAUUUUCUUAACUGAUGAUGAAAUUAGGUUGGCGAGGAAAAGAUUAAAAGAAAACCAAACAGGUAAAAGUGAUUUUGAAACAAAAGUAUUCGAUAUUAAACUGUGGAAAACAAUUUUCAGUGAUUGGAAAAUAUACAUUUUAACUUUAUGGAAUAUUUUCUGUUGGAAUGACAGUAAUGUUUCAUCUGGGGCAUACCUACUAUGGUUGAAAUCUUUGAAAAGAUACUCUAUUCCUAAGCUCAAUCAGUUAUCCAUGAUUACUCCGGGUUUAGGUAUGGUUUAUUUGAUGCUUACUGGUAUUAUUGCAGAUAAAUUACACUCUCGUUGGUUUGCGAUUAUUUUUACUCAGGUUUUCAAUAUCAUUGGUAACUCCAUAUUAGCCGCUUGGGACGUCGCAGAAGGAGCCAAAUGGUUUGCAUUUAUGCUGCAAUGUUUUGGUUGGGCUAUGGCUCCUGUUUUAUACUCUUGGCAAAACGAUAUUUGUCGCCGAGAUGCUCAAACUAGAGCUAUUACUUUAGUUACAAUGAAUAUUAUGGCUCAAUCAUCUACCGCAUGGAUAAGUGUUUUGGUUUGGAAAACAGAAGAAGCUCCCAGGUAUUUAAAGGGGUUUACUUUCACUGCAUGUUCUGCUUUUUGUCUCUCCAUUUGGACUUUUGUUGUACUCUACUUCUAUAAACGUGAUGAAAGGAACAAUGCCAAGAAGAACGGUAUUGUGCUUUAUAACUCUAAACAUGGUGUGGAAAAGCCAACGUCAAAAGACGUUGAAACCUUAUCAGUAUCUGAUGAAAAAUAA
Saccharomyces cerevisiae S288C is the source of this 1782-nucleotide messenger RNA. It is a transcript of the gene SEO1, whose product is annotated as putative permease SEO1. Gene Ontology annotation, molecular function: transmembrane transporter activity. Gene Ontology annotation, cellular component: plasma membrane; membrane. The record is from RefSeq and is marked reviewed. Bases 1 to 1782 code for a protein of 593 amino acids. Gene Ontology annotation, biological process: transmembrane transport; allantoate transport; dipeptide transmembrane transport. The transcript has a single exon. Lineage: Eukaryota; Fungi; Ascomycota; Saccharomycetes; Saccharomycetales; Saccharomycetaceae.